This is a messenger RNA of Enterobius vermicularis (human pinworm), 378 nucleotides long. NCBI's taxonomy places the organism in Eukaryota, Metazoa, Nematoda, Chromadorea, Rhabditida, Oxyuridae. The record is from the annotation of a GenBank genome assembly.
AUGCAACGACUUUCAGUAGCCAAAGGAAAUGCUUUGAUUUUAGUAUAUUCAGUUACCAGUCGGCAAAGCCUUGAAGAACUUGGACCCAUCUUAUUAAUGUUUAAAGAAGUUAGGGGUGAAGCGUUGCAAGAUAUACCGAUUAUGCUUGUUGGCAACAAAAAGGACGAUGAAAAGAAAAGGCAAGUAACCACAGAAGUCGGCGAAAAACUAGCAUCAAAAUGGGGCAUCGGAUUCAUUGAAACAAGCGCAAAGAACAACGAAAAUAUCACAGAACUGUUUGAGCAACUAUUAGCAAAAGAGAAGAAAUGUGUGCUGGCAUUAACACCAGCCGAUGAAGAUGGCAAAAAUAGUUCUAAAAAGAAGUGUUCGCUCAUGUAG